CUUCCGAAUGCUGACAUUUUUCGGUAUCUCGGUAUCCCGUUCAAUUGCAGGGCAACUAUGGACGUCCAAGAACUGAUCGUCCAUAACACAAGAAAAGCGAUUACCUCGUUGAAUUGCCUAAUUUCUCUAGGCCUCAGUCCUACCGGUUUCACUCGUUUGCUCGCUGCAAGGAUCUAUGGUCAGUUCAUACGCCCUCAAAUGGAGUAUGGUUUAGCCAUCCAGAAGCCACUCCAGAAGCACAUCAAACUGUUGGAGGACGCCCAAUCGGCUUGCCUUCGGCGCUUCUAUGGCAGCUCGAAUCGCACUUCAUCAACCAAGGUCAUGCAGCAUCUGGUCAAUAUCCCUCCUAUGAAACUCAGAGUGGCUGUUCUUCAAGCGAAAUUACUCAAUCGAAGUCAUUGGUUACCUGAUGAUGCUCUAUUAUCCAAGCUCGUCCCGCGAUUUUCUGUCGUCUCUACGAGCCGAUACCGUCACCUGCAACGCACCGCAUUGUGGCAACGUCUCCCUUCUACAGAGGCGCCAUUUGACAAGAAAGCCUUAUCACAUGCUAUUCGCAACCUGUAUACUACCGAUUUUGAAUCUACUCUUCUUGGCCCACGCGCUAAAUUACUCUCUGCUUGUCGUCCUACACUGGGUGUCGAUCCAAUCGUUUGGCUCCCGAUGCAAUACCACCAUCGAAGUCGUCUCAUACAUUGGCGUCUUGGCUGGAUGCCGAAUGGUCGUCCGGAGGCUAUCUGCCGCAAUUGUUCCGAUCGCCAUCACCUAUCUCGGGACCAUGUCAUCAUCUGUCUGCAAGCACAUGUGCGUUUAAAAGUUCCUUUUGUAAUCCUAGAUCCUAUCUCCUUCAUACUCAACUCGUUACCAAGAACUCGCCCUCGCAGCACCACCACCAAACGUUAUUGGCGCUCUUGUUGGCCCCGACUCACCAGCUUACUCCGAGACAUCGAUCGUUUAUGCCACGAAGACGACCUAUGCACUGAAGACACUGACAUUGCCACCACCCCGUGCAACGACUUUUUGCUGUGGCUUGAUCAAACCAAUGCUGAUUCACGCCUAUCUCUUCCCUCUUCGCCCUCCUUCACACCCUAA
Messenger RNA from Zychaea mexicana, 1089 nucleotides. RefSeq lists its product as uncharacterized. The annotation marks the transcript as partial. The transcript has a single exon. Lineage: Eukaryota; Fungi; Mucoromycota; Mucoromycetes; Mucorales; Lichtheimiaceae. The record is from RefSeq and is a predicted model, not a curated record.